AUGAGCUUCUCUCCAGCUUAAGUAUAAUUUCCUAGCAUCAGCAGAUACACUAAAUAUGACACAAGCCUCUUGCAUUCUAACUAAAAAUUUCUUAAUGUCUAGCAAAAAAAUGUAGCCUAUAACUAAAUAGAUCCACAAAUAGACUCCUAUUCCAAGUUAAGACAGGCUACCUAUGAUAAUCGCAAUAAAUCUUAAAUCCAGUAUAUGACUUUGAGUGCUGACUUUAAUAACUCUAAUUUGAACAAAGCUAGUGCCAUUAUUUAAAAUAACCCAAAUUUACAAUCAAUAGAUAGCAUAUCUCAGAGCUACAACAAUAUCAGUCAAGGGAAAGUAUCCAAGUUCUUGAGAAAGUAGGACCAUCACAGUCACUUUAGAAUGAAAAAUCAAUUUAGGACAAGCAAUGAAGUUGCAUCAAAUCACUUGAAUAAUAAGUCUGUGGUUAUGAUGACAUAUGGAAACUAGGUUUCUACAGAAAAUACAAUUGAUCAAGCCAAUUAGACUCAUGAUUAUAACAUGAUGUAGGGAUAUGAGGACGAAUUGGAUUCAGUUGCACUAAGCAACAUUAAUAAAUCCUUUAACAAAAUUUUUACCUAAAAAGAGACUGUAUUGCAAGUAUCUGAAAAACACAUUUAAGAUUAUGUUCAAAAAAGAGCAGAGCUAUUUUUGAAUAAAAUGACCAAGAGGUUUCUAGUUAAGAAGAAUAGAUUCGCUCAUCUGAUGCAACCUCCCAAAGUAUAACUCACAGAGAAGCAAGUUCUCAAUGAGCUGAGCAUGAUGAGUAGGAACUCAGGUAAGAAUAACCAACAAUCAAAUUAAAGGCACUCCUCUCUGUUCCAGAAUCAGAAAAAUUUAAAUCAUAGUAUUGACAGUAUUAAGGAAACAAACGUUUAAAGCGAAUAGUCUCCUGUUAAUAACGAUUAAAAUGUCUAGACAUCUCUCUAAAGAUCCAUCACUUUCUAUAACAGAUAAGAGAUGGCAUAGCAAAGGUAUUAGGAUUUCAAGCUAAAGGUAAAGGAGGACUUAAUGAAGGAUAGCGUAGAAAACGGUUACGGAAGUAAAGAGGAUUAGGAGGAUAUAGAUAAACCUCUUUUCGAAAAUCAAACUUAAGAUAAGGUGGAGUUUAAGAGAUUUAUCAGACUUCAAAAGGAAGGGCUAGUCAAUAUAAGAGAAAUAGUCGCUAAAAAUGCUGAAAGAAGAACUGUAGAGGAGAAAAAUCAUCUGCUAUGCUUCUUAAAGUUUAGAGUUCCGUUCUUUGAGAACUAUGAGAAGGAUUUGAUCUUCUUGAUGGUUGAAAGACUUGAGCCUAAACACUUCAAGCCUAAAGAUAUAAGCGAAGUUGGAAUAUAUGUUAACGAGGAGGAAACUUGUGUAGCUGUUCUUAAAGAUAGCAAAGUCUUUGGUGAACGAGCCUUGGAAAAUGAUGACAAAAGAGGGGCAACUAUUAUAGCACAUUAUCCAACUUUGUGCUUAGUGCUUUACAAAAAAGACUACAAAGAGAUCAUUUAUGACUGGUCCUACAUCAAGUUGUUAGACCUGAAUAAUUUUCUCAAUGAAUAGAAAUACUAGCCUAACGAGAUUAUUUAUGAGAUUGGUUCUGAUCCAGAGGUAUUUUACAUAAUAAGAAGCGGGAAAGUUAUCCUUGAGACAAUCAUUGAAAUUGAAGACUUCCAUAAAUACCCAAUUGUAAUUAAUAUUCUUAUACUCAUGAAUCAAUAGGCAAAUAAAGAGUGGGAGAUUUUGAAGACGAAAAAGAGACUGCUUUAUAGAAUGAAAGAGUUGAAGAACGGAGAGAUAUUUGGGCAUGAUGAGCUACUACUGGAUAUAAAGAGGAGAUGCAGAGUUAGAGCUACUACAGUUUGCGAGAUUAUCUACAUCAACAAAGAAGAAUUCUUCUAAGCAUUCCCGAAAAAUGAAAUUAUAAAAAUGCGAUAAGAGACCAAAGACUUAGACCUGAACUAUUUAGUCGAAAAGAUCACAAGACAAUACGCUAACAAGAAAACUCUGAGACUUAUCAGACUUUAUCCUUGGCUAGAGAAGGCAAGGUCUAAUAAAACUAAAUCAGAGAAAAUCUUAAAGGAGUUGGCCAAGGUGAAGUUGCUUUAGACGUUUUAGGAGAAGGUCAGGAUAACUGAUGAGAACUAUGAGGACAUGAAGCUGUAUGAGAAGAGAAUAGCCAGAUUUGUGGAUAAGGAUAGUCUUGAUGGAAUUUAGUAAGAGGAGGUUAUCAGGAACUCUAUAAAGAAUAGUCAGCAAAAUUAAAGACCAAGGGAUCUUGAGACGAAGUAAGAAAUACAAAAAGAAGAAGGGGAGAGACUGACUGGACUUGGCUAGUAUAGUUAGUAGUCUUAUUGA
Stylonychia lemnae is the source of this 2352-nucleotide messenger RNA. The record is from the annotation of a GenBank genome assembly. NCBI's taxonomy places the organism in Eukaryota, Ciliophora, Spirotrichea, Sporadotrichida, Oxytrichidae.